Molecule: messenger RNA, 2131 nt
Organism: Haplochromis burtoni (Burton's mouthbrooder)
Lineage: Eukaryota; Metazoa; Chordata; Actinopteri; Cichliformes; Cichlidae
Product: LIM/homeobox protein Lhx8
Exons: 9
Coding region: 732-1736 (334 amino acids)
Biological process (GO): neuron differentiation; forebrain neuron development; regulation of transcription by RNA polymerase II
Cellular component (GO): nucleus
Molecular function (GO): DNA-binding transcription factor activity, RNA polymerase II-specific; RNA polymerase II transcription regulatory region sequence-specific DNA binding
Source: RefSeq, a predicted model, not a curated record
CGCCCUCUGGAAACAGCUCGGGGCAGACUGACUGACACAAGCACAGGAACCCUGGAGGAGAAGGAAAGGAUAGCGGUUAGAUUUUUUUAUUUUUUAUUUCCUUCGCUUUGAAAGUGGGACGACUUUUCCAGGCUGGACGCAGACAUGCGCUGGAAAAGUGAGGUAAAAGUAGAGUGUCGCAUCGCUAAGGAGAAGGAAAACGGAUCUCUGGUGUCCAACGACGAGGUGAGUGAAGGGCGGGCGUGUAGCUUGUACACUCGCGAUCAGCAGGUUGAGCCGUGAGUCAGUAUCAGAGAUUAAAUAUUAGUCGAAAUUGCUUUGCCAAUUAAAUGAGAGUGGGCUUCGGUCUGUCAUUAAAGCCGGCCUUCACACGCUGCGGCUCAGUAUUUUUACAAUUUGAAGAAAUGUCAAAGAAAAUGAGCCCUCCCUGAAUUCUGCAAUUAAAACUCAAGUAGUUAAUGAGACCUCUUCACCUUUUGGUUGCCCGGGGUAGACGUUUGUGGCGAACUUAGCCUUUUUAAUUGCUGUUAUUAAAUAAAUCAAUCCCCUUUUCCUUCAGACCUCGCGCUGCUUUUCUGAUUGACGCGUGAAAUUGGCGUGUUGGUUGGUUUAACCGCAGCUCGCGCACGCGCGCGCCCGCGAGCAGCGGCUGAAUCACAAAUUCAGAGCUCAAGAACAUAAUGGACACGGGAUGAGUAUUAGUUCAAGUGUUGUCUGUUUUUCUUCUCGUCAUGUGUGAAGAUUGCAAAGGAGACGAAGAGCUGCUGGGCAAAUGCACUGAAGACAGGAGAGACAUAAUGGGCGCACCGGUGGAAGUUUUGGAUGAAGAAGCGUCGUCCCUGCAGGCGAUGUCCUCUGCGCCUCUGUUGGGCAGAACUGUGUGUGCGAGCUGCAACGAGGAAAUAGUUGAUAAAUAUUUAUUAAAGGUUAACGACUUGUGCUGGCAUGUGCGCUGUCUCUCCUGCAGCGUGUGCCAGACUUCACUUGGCAGCCACACAAGUUGCUACAUCAAAGAAAAAGAGGUUUUCUGCAAACUGGAUUACUUUCGGAGAUACGGCACUUGGUGCGCGUGCUGCGGGCGGAACAUCCACUCCACAGACUGGGUCCGCCGGGCGAAGGGCAACGUCUAUCAUCUGGCCUGCUUCGCCUGUUUCUCCUGCAAGAGGCAGCUGUCCACCGGGGAGGAGUUCGCCCUGGUGGAGGGAAAAGUGCUUUGCAGGGUUCACUACGACUGCAUGUUGGACAACCUCAAGCGGGCGGUGGAAAAGGGAAACAGCGUUAACAUGGAAGGAGCUGUGCCCACCGAACAGGAGAUCAACCAGCCCAAACCCUCCAAGAGAGCUCGGACCAGCUUCACUGCUGACCAGCUGCAGGUGAUGCAGGCUCAGUUUGCUCAGGACAACAACCCAGACGCCCAAACACUGCAGAAACUAGCAGAGCAGACAGGCCUCAGUCGAAGAGUCAUUCAGGUCUGGUUCCAGAACUGUCGAGCACGCCACAAGAAGCACGUGAGCCCCAACCACACCUCCAGCACCCCCAUGACCUCACUGCAGCCCAGCCACCUGUCCCAGCCCACCCCGACCCCCGAGGAGCUGCAGUACACCGCCUACGGAGGUCCAGAGGGGUCGAUGCUCUCAGCACUCCACUCCUUCAUAGACAUACACUCGCCUCCAUCCUUGUUUCAACCGCUGCUGCCAGCCCACGCCAUGACCUCGCUGCCUGUGUCUAACGCCUGAGCUGCCCUCUCUCCCUUACACUCACACACAGCUGACCAAUGUUUUUCCAUUAUUAGCAGCAGUAUCUGAUACGUGUGGUAAAUAUAAUUUAAAGUUUUUGUGAACCAUAAAAUCUGCUGUAAUAUUGUUUGUUAAGCAAAUUCUGGAUCAUUAUAAUUUACAGCCCUAAAUGUACUGAUGUAUCAUGGCAACGCUUCGGUGCACGUCACACACGACGUCAUAUAUUUAUAUUUGUUUGUUGUCUGUUUGUUGGUGACAAAGUCUGAUUGUGCUACUCUUAGUGAAAGCCACCAGCCCCACAAAAGUCGACUCCACAUGAAGAUGAACUGAAUAGCAGUGUUGCAAUUUAAUUUAUUGUAUGUGUCGUCUCUUUUGAGAAUAAAUGUCUAAUUUCA